UCUGACGGUGUUGACCAAGCGUUGACCAAGGCGUUGACCGAAGCUGCUGACCACGAUUUUGACCAAGCUGGAGUUGGUAUAAUCUUGCCAAGCCCUUAGCCUAUCCCCUCACCCUAUGGAUGUGCACUCACCCUAUGGUACUUGCUGAGUCUGAGUUUGUCUGUCUCUUCUUUCUGCAUUGAGUCUCUUUUGUCCAGGUGAUAGGACUCCAUGUAUGAAGGAUAGGGCCUCAUUGACCAAACCCCUGCCAGGCUUUAUCCCUGGGAGAAGAAGAAGAACCACUGAUGUAUGUGCCCGGGGACGAACAGGAGGCGGCCUUGAAAGAGUGGGAGGCGGAAGAAGAUCCACUCAGGCGUCAGGCCCUAGAGGAUGAAAAGAGGACGAUGUGGAAAUUCCGGCUAACAAGGGAGAGAAAAGCAAGAUUGGAUGCGGUGAGCCGGGCGGCAAGGGAAUUGGAAGAAGUGAAGAAGCAGAGGGACCAGAUGGCGACGCAGGUUGAUUUGCAAGGGAAGAUGGAAAUCAUGGCAAAGAAUAUCGAAUGCCUGACAACGGUUCAAGAGGAGCAAUACCAAUUUAUUAGAAGUCAAGAUAUUGCUUUGUGCUCGAUACGGUUGGGAUUUAGGGAGUUCGCAAGGGAGCUAGUGGUACAGGUAGGGUCCGAGGUGAAGGCCCGCCUAGACAGCACAGAGCGUUAUUGCACAGGCGCCAUAGAGGGCGCCAAGUUGGUCGCACCCAAGGAGGAAGUGGCGGGUCCCCGUAGAGAGCCUGUGAAGGUCCAGUUCCCCGACUCCUACGGCAGAAAGGAGGAGAACUUGGAUAAUUGGGAAGCCAACAUUAAGACGUACGUGCACUUGCAGAACGCUGCUCCCGACGAGCACGUCCUGAUCGCUAUACACGCCCUUAGGGAGGAAGCAGCGAGCUUCGCCCGUUCCCUGUGUCGCGCCGCCAACUGCAAUGAUGAUUUGGUGGCUUAUUCUGCAUUCACUCCUCUCAGUUACUUUCUUAAGUUGCUGAGAGAACGGUUUGCAGACGUGACCCCUAGUGUCAAAGCGUCAGAAAGCUGCAAACCAUCCAUUCUCGUCAGUGGAGGAGUGCGAGCACUCAAAGGUGUGAUGGACGAGUUGGUUGUCGUUCCUGAUCAUGGGGUCACUGAUACCCAAUUGGUCAACCUCUUUUACCGCGCUAUGCCCGAACCGUUACACGGGCAUUUCUUUGAAAAGAUCCAGCAACCUACCAUGACCUACGAUGCACUUAGCAGGGAAGUGGUAGCGUUCGAAGCACGGCCCGCGUCAGUAUCCACUGUCUGGCAUAAGGACCUGGAUAAGGGUAAAAAUUGGAAGGGUCGUACCAUCUCAGGUCAAGUUAAGACCAAGGAUCAUCUGAUCCUUACAUUAGAUGAGGGUGGAGGGAGGCCGCAAGGAAGAGGAGGAGGCCAGAGCCAAGGGGGUCGGGCCUCGGGUGGCCGUUUCCAGGGCAAUCAGGGGGUUGGCGGUAGAGGAGAAACCGCCAAGCGGGAGGAAGGGGUCAAGGUCCCCCGCCAAACCGUUCUGGCAACCGUUCACCUAAUAGGGGAGAAAUUAGAGGAACAGGUCUUCGUAGUUUACGUCAGGCCUGUUACUGACCCUAAGGAAGAGAAGCCCAUUGACCCAGCUAUUGCCAAGCUGCUGGAAGAGUUUGAGGACUCAGCAAAGCCGCCGACAGGAGUAGUGUCGCGGCCGAUCCAGCAUCGUAUAGAGACAGAGCCUGGCAAUAGAACUCCCAAAGGAGCGGUGUACAUGAUGUCCCCGCGGGAGUUGGAAGAUUUGCGUAAGCAACUAGACGAGCUUCUAGAAAAGGGUUGGAUUAGGCCCAUUUCAUCUCCUUAUGGAGCACCAGUUUUGUUUGUCCCCAAAAAGGAGGGAGAGCUUAGAAUGUGUAUUGACUAUAGGGGUCUCAAUGCUAUCACUGUGAAGAAUGCAGAGCCACUGCCCCGUAUAAAUGAUCUUUUAGACCGGGUGUAGGGAUGCAAGUAUUUUUCAAAGAUAGAUUUGAAGUCCGGAUAUCAUCAGAUAGAGAUCCAUCCUGAUGAUCAGUAUAAGACCGCAUUCCGGACUAGGUAUGGGCACUAUGAGUUUAUAGUCAUGCCCUUUGGACUAACCAACGCGCCAGCGACCUUUCAGCGUUGUAUGAAUGACCUGUUUAGGCCGUGGUUAGAUAAAUUUGUAGUAAUGUA
Messenger RNA from Chara braunii, 2212 nucleotides. The record is from the annotation of a GenBank genome assembly. Lineage: Eukaryota; Viridiplantae; Streptophyta; Charophyceae; Charales; Characeae.